Messenger RNA from Cokeromyces recurvatus, 1694 nucleotides. Its product is annotated as pyruvate kinase. Gene Ontology annotation, molecular function: pyruvate kinase activity; magnesium ion binding; potassium ion binding. Bases 46 to 1587 code for a protein of 513 amino acids. Gene Ontology annotation, cellular component: cytoplasm. The transcript has 2 exons. The record is from RefSeq and is a predicted model, not a curated record. NCBI's taxonomy places the organism in Eukaryota, Fungi, Mucoromycota, Mucoromycetes, Mucorales, Mucoraceae. Gene Ontology annotation, biological process: glycolytic process.
UUUUUUUUUUUCCUUUUCUUCUUCUGCUUAUCAUAAUCAAACAAAAUGUUCACCGACAAGAAGCAAAGUCAAGCUACUGUUCAAUUCCCCAUGCAAUGGAUUGCCAACAUGGAUGUUGAUAUCGAGCCCAAGGCCACUCGUAAGACCUCCAUCAUCUGUACCAUUGGUCCCAAGACCAACAACGUCGAAAAGCUCACUGAAUUGAUCGAUGCUGGUAUGAACAUUGUUCGUAUGAACUUCUCUCACGGUGACUACAGCUACCACAAGUCUGUCCUUGACAACGCUCGUGCUGCUGCUGCUGCUCGUCCUGACAAGGUCAUUGCCAUCGCUCUUGAUACUAAGGGUCCUGAGAUCCGUACUGGUAUGAUGGCUAAUGAUGUUGAAGUCCCCAUCCAAAAGGGUCAUGAAAUGAACAUUACCACCAACGAAAAGUAUGCUACUGCUUGUGACGGUGAAAACAUGUAUGUUGAUUACAAGAACUUGCCUAAGGUUAUUGAAAUCGGUAAGAACAUCUAUGUUGAUGAUGGUGUCCUUACCUUCAAGGUCAUUGCCAAGGGUGAAGACUAUGUUCGUGUUGUUGCCCAAAACAAUGGUAAGCUCUGCUCCAAGAAGGGUGUCAACCUCCCCAAGACCCCCGUCGAUCUCCCUGCUCUCUCUGAAAAGGAUAAGAACGAUCUUAAGUUCGGUGUUGAAAAUGGUGUUGACAUGAUCUUCGCCUCCUUCAUCCGUCGUGCUCAAGAUGUUAAGGAUAUUCGUCGUGUCCUCGGUGAAAAGGGUAAGAACAUCAAGAUCAUCUGUAAGAUCGAAAACGACCAAGGUAUUCAAAACUUCGAUGAAAUCCUUGCCGAAACUGAUGGUGUUAUGAUUGCUCGUGGUGAUAUGGGUAUUGAAAUUCCUUGUGAACGUGUCUUCAUUGCCCAAAAGAUGAUGAUCGCCAAGUGUAACUUGGUCGGUAAGCCUGUUGCUUGUGCCACUCAAAUGCUCGAAUCCAUGACCUACAACCCUCGUCCCACUCGUGCUGAAGUCUCUGAUGUUGCCAACGCUGUCCUCGAUGGUGCUGAUCUUGUCAUGCUUUCUGGUGAAACCGCCAAGGGUGCUUACCCCGUUGAAGCUGUCAAGACCAUGGCUGCCACUUGUGAACUUGCCGAAUCUGUCAUCUGCUACAACCCUCUCUUCAACCAAAUCCGUGGUUUGACUCCCUUCCCCACUGACACCACCGAAACCGUUGCCUGUGCUGCUGUCACCGCUGCCGCUGAACAAUCCGCUGGUGCCAUCCUUGUCCUCUCCAAGUCUGGUCACUCUGCUCGUCUCGCCUCCAAGUACAGACCCUCUCAACCCAUUAUCCUCGUUACCCGUGAAGAACAAACUGCUCGUCAAGCUCACCUCCACCGUGGUGUCUUCCCCUUCGUCUACACUGGUGAUGUUGCUGCCAAGUGGGAUGAAGAUGUUGAACAACGUAUCAAGUGGGGUAUUCAACAAGGUAAGAACGCUGGUCUCAUCAAGUCUAACGAACCCGUUGUCAUUGUCCAAGGCUGGAAGGGUGGUCUUGGUAACACCAACACUGUCCGUGUUUUGAUUGCUCCUUAAAUUUCAUCUCAUUGUUCAUAAAUUAUUUUUUUUGCAUUCUAAAUUAUUUCAUAUAAAAUAAAUAAAAAAAUGUCAUGUGUAUAGCAUCUUGUUUUUUAAAAAAAAAA